AUGGACAACUGCCCCAGCCCUCACAGCAUCAAGCGACAGUGUGACCCUAGUAUGAAGAAAGCCAAAAACGUCAAAGAAGCAAGAUUCGCUAUAUUCACCAAAGUAUAUGCAGACUUUUCACUACAGAGAAGUUCUUCAAGCCAAUCGUCAACAACUUUGACGGUUCUGCUAUACCACCUUGUCAAUCAGAAUUACACCAACAGAUCUUACGGGUUUCAUACAUUUCAGACAUUUAGAGAAACGCUCAUUCCAAGUACCUAUUCAACGAUUGUAUCAACCGUUGAUAAUGGAUGGCAAGAGGUGGAUGGACAAUAUGAAUUUCGAUGGUUUGAAGGUGAGCAGCUGCCUACGUUUGACAACGAAGUUGUCAUCCAACCAGGAGAAGGCGAAUCUGAUGUUUUGGAGGUUGAAAAGAGCAUCGAUGAUAUUGAUGAUGAUAGAUAUGAGAAAGAUGACGCUGAUAACGUGUAUUGCGAAGAUAAUGAUGGCGAUGACGAAGAAGAAAUUGAUGAAGUUGAAGAAGAAUUUGUUUGA
Messenger RNA from Psylliodes chrysocephalus, 534 nucleotides. Lineage: Eukaryota; Metazoa; Arthropoda; Insecta; Coleoptera; Chrysomelidae. The record is from the annotation of a GenBank genome assembly.